AUGGUGGUUUUCAAUGGGCACAUGCGUUUAAAGGUGAUCGAAGCCGAUAACCUUCGUGCAACUGAACAUUCAGUACGUUAUUUUCCUCAAAAUCCUUCAUUAUCGUUCGUUAGUCCAUACGUAUCGAUCGAUAUCGACGAUCUACCAUUAGGACGAACACACACGAGAGAAAAAACAACUUCACCAACCUUUAACGAGGAAUUUACCAGUGAUGUACAUAAUGGUCAUCAAUUACACUUUACGAUAUUUCAUGACGCCGCAUUGCCGCCGGAUGAAUAUGUUGCUGAUAGUACGGUCAAAUUUGACAGUAUUCAUGAUAAGAAAAGCGACAUUUGGAUUGAUCUCGAACCAGCUGGACGAAUUCAUAUAUCGAUUGAACUGCAAGGACAAUUCAGUGAUUCUGUGAGCAAUGAACGACAUUUCAAACAGAAUAAACGAGCUUUUGCUCAACGUCGUUUUGCUGUUGUGCGUCGUGUUUAUGAAAUAAAUGGACAUAAAUUUAUGGCGACCUUCUUUCGACAACCAACAUUUUGCUCAAUUUGUUCCGAAUUCAUUUGGGGAAUAUUUCGUACACAAGGUUAUCAAUGUCAAGUUUGUACAUGUGUGAUACACAAGCGUUGCAAAGCAUCAGUAGUUACAACAUGUCCAGGGAUUCGAACGUGUUUUGAAUAUCGUGAAAAAAGAUUCAAGAUUAAUGUCCCACAUCGAUUUGUCGCACAUACAUAUCGAUUAUUUACUUUUUGUGAUCAUUGUGGAUCACUUCUGUGGGGUGCAUGGAAUCAAGGAAUGCAAUGUCGAGAGUGUAAACUGAACGUACAUAAACGUUGCACGCGUAAUGUUGCGAAUGACUGCGGUUUGGAUAAGAAGAAACUUGCUACUGUUCUUGCUGAUCUCAAUAUAAGUACUCCUCAAAAAAUGACAAAUGUGCCAAGUGAAGCCGACACGUCAACUGCAUCUUCGACAACUGCAUCAACAACACCGACAGCAAGCAAAACUCCUACUCCACCACCAUCUGCUUCAUCGGAUGACAGUUCGUCAAAACGGCCGCAUAACUUCUCAAUUGACGAUUUUCAAUUUAUGAAAGUUCUCGGCAAAGGAUCAUUCGGCAAAGUUUUAUUAGGUGAACAUAAACCAACUGGUGAAAUUUUUGCGAUAAAAGUUCUUAGCAAAGAUGCAAUUAUUCAAAAUGACGAUGUUGAAUGUACGAUGACUGAACGACGAAUUUUAGCUUUGUCAACCCGACAUCCAUUCUUAACUGGGUUGUUUUGCAGUUUUCAAACAAAGGAACGUUUGUUUUUAAUCAUGGAAUAUGUCAAUGGUGGUGAUCUAAUGUUCCAAAUUCAACGUUCAAGAAAGUUCGAUGAAUCACGCGCACGUUUUUACGCAUCGGAAGUUACUUUAGCCUUAAUGUUUUUACAUCGACAUGGUGUUAUUUAUCGUGACCUCAAACUAGACAAUAUUUUACUUGACGCCGAAGGUCAUUGUAAAAUUGCUGAUUUUGGUAUGUGUAAAGAAGGCAUUUUUGACGGAAAAUUAACUUCGACAUUUUGCGGCACACCCGAUUAUAUUGCUCCGGAAAUACUUCAAGAACUUGAUUAUUCAUUCUCUGUUGAUUGGUGGGCGUUGGGUGUUCUCAUGUACGAGAUGAUGGCAGGACAACCUCCAUUCGAAGCUGAUGAUGAAGACAGCCUUUUCGAAUCAAUCUUACGUGAUGAGGUACUCUAUCCGGUUUGGUUAUCCAAAGAAGCCGUACAUAUACUUAAAUCGUUCAUGACGAAAAAUCCGGCGAAACGUCUUGGCUGUGUAGCAGCACAAGGUGGUGAAGAAGCAAUAAAACGUCAUGCAUUUUUUGCAGGAAAAAUCGAUUGGGAAGCAUUGGAACGUCGACAAAUUAAACCGCCGUUCAAACCCAAAGUGGUUAACCCACGCGAUACGAGCAAUUUCGAUAAAGAUUUUACUAAUAUGCCUGUUGCUUUCACACCAAUCGAAGCCGUGAUUGUUAAAGCAAUCAAUCAAGAUGAAUUCAAAGAUUUUUCGUACCAAAAUGCUGACUGGCGUUGUUUAGAACGUGGUGAAGUGCCUAAAGACGAUGCUAAUGACGGUCGACGUGCAUUACGUGAUGAUCUACCUGUUAAUUUGAAACAGCCAUUACCUAUGACACCUAUUUUAUCUCAUCAAUCGUCGACGAAUGAAACUGUUUCAUCAACAAUUACAGUUGUCAAAACUGAUCACAUGCCAAUUCCACAUACGGAAACGAAACGUGCACCAUCGCCCUCACCAUUUCAAACUUUACAUACGUCAUCGUCAUCAUCAGCUGUAACAUCGACAGCGAGUGCACAAUCAUCAUCAUCAACAGCAACGCCAUCGACGGCGCCAGCCAUCGCAUCGAAUUCAAUGCCAACUGCUCAACCAAAAUCACCGUCAACAAGUCGUGCGAAUAAGAUUAUCACCGAUCAAACCGAUAUGUAA
This is a messenger RNA of Adineta ricciae, 2469 nucleotides long. The record is from the annotation of a GenBank genome assembly. NCBI's taxonomy places the organism in Eukaryota, Metazoa, Rotifera, Eurotatoria, Adinetida, Adinetidae.